Messenger RNA from Acanthochromis polyacanthus (spiny chromis), 2539 nucleotides. It is a transcript of the gene rap1gapl, whose product is annotated as RAP1 GTPase activating protein-like. Gene Ontology annotation, molecular function: GTPase activator activity. Gene Ontology annotation, biological process: activation of GTPase activity; regulation of small GTPase mediated signal transduction. Bases 306 to 2009 code for a protein of 567 amino acids. Gene Ontology annotation, cellular component: cytoplasm. The transcript is spliced from 19 exons. The record is from RefSeq and is a predicted model, not a curated record. NCBI's taxonomy places the organism in Eukaryota, Metazoa, Chordata, Actinopteri, Pomacentridae.
CACCGACUCAAAGGGUAACAGGUCCGGAGGAAAAUGUCUCCGACCUUUCUUUAUCCACCUGCAGCUCUUCUUUUAGGAUCCUGAUUAAGCAGCGGAGGAGGAGGAGGAGGUGAGGCAGCUCGGUUUUGGUUCUGGUCCUGGUCCUGGUUCUGGUCCUAGUCCUGGUUCUGGUUCUGUCUGCUGCACCUGCCUCUGUUAAAGCAGCAGGACAGACGGGGGGAGGAAAGGGAAGCUGGGAUGUGGGAGGCAGGGGGCAGAGAGGAGGAGGAGGAGGGAUGAAUUAAUCCAACCUGAACCAGAGCCCGAUGAUCAACACUCAGACCGGCAGCAUGGAGGGACACAAGAGGAACCACUGGUCCUCCUCCAGGAAGAGAAGUUUGACUUUUGGUGCUUACAGCGGUGACGACAGAUUCACCUGUGGAGACGAGACGAGAGCUGAACCUGCAGGGAACAACAUCCUGAACAUCCUGGAGUCUGAAUCCAGAGACAGCCAGCCGGUGCCUCGGUCCAGCAGCAGCAGGGACACGGAGCUGUUCGAGAUCAUUGAGAAGCUGCAGGGCAGCAGGAUCGAUGAGCAGCGCUGUGAGUUCCCUCCGCCUCUGAAGUCUCAGCUCCUGACCAUCGCCGGAGAACUUCCGCUCAUCCUGCUGUCCAAGUCUGGAGGCUACUGGACCGACCCUCCUGUGGAGAGGCUGGUGGACGUCAGCCCCACCUCCUCCCACCACGGCCUGGAUCCAGAACGCUACGACAUCAUGGAGAGGGACGGCGAGGCCAGGAACUACCAGGACUUCUUCAGGUCCAGAUACCAUCACUCCUUCACUGCAGUGGAUCCAGCUCUGGGCCCGCUGGUUCUGUCGGUGUGUCUGGAAGAAGAGGAGAACAAACUACGGGUCAUACUGAGGAUGAAGGAAUGUUCUCUGCAUGGAGUUUUCUCUUUGUCUCUGUUCCCAAACAUCCCGUCUGCCGUCGAAUUAGCAAAGAUGCUCUGUGACAGAGUGACCGUCUCUAAGUUUGAUGUGGUCGGAUAUCUGAAGGCUCCAGAACUUAUCACCACAUUUGACGAACAUCGAGUUUCUCCUAAUUUCAAGUUUGGUGUUUUGUACCAGAAGGAUGGCCAGCUCACUGAGGAGGAAAUACUGAGCAACAACCAGGAGAGCGAAGAGUUUAAAGAGUUCUUGUCCGUUCUGGGAGAAACCAUCCAGCUGCAGGGAUUCACACGCUUCAGAGGAGGUCUGGACGUUUCUCACGGUCAGACGGGAACUGAAGCCGUUUUCACGUCUUUCCACGGCAGAGAAAUCAUGUUUCACGUCGCCACCAAGCUUCCGUUUACAGACGGAGACCCACAGCAGCUGCAGAGGAAAAGACACAUCGGUAACGAUAUCGUGGCUCUGGUCUACCAGGAGGGUCAGACUCCUUUUCUGUCCGACGUCGUCAAGUCUCACUUCCUGCACUGUUUCCUGGUGGUCCGGAGGAUCCAGAGGGCCGAGGAGGAAGGAGGAGCUGCUUAUCAGGUGUCUGUCACAGCCAGAGAAGAUGUUCCUCCCUUCGGUCCGGUUCUCCCAGAUCCUCCCAUCUUCACAGAUCGUUUCCAGCUGAGAGAGUUUCUUCUCACCAAACUCAUCAACGCAGAGAUUUCUUGUUACAAGGCCGAACGGUUCAGCAGACUGGAGCUUCGUACUCGUUCGUCGCUGCUGGAGAGUUUGCAGUCUGAACUCUUCAGUCGUUCACAGGUCAUGAUGGGAGAUCCAUCUCUGGCUCCUCUGAUGUCUGAAGGAGUCCGAGGAACAUCUGAAGGAAGUGGAGGGUUCAUUGAAAACUUUAAGAGAGCCAUCAGAGUUCGGAGUCAUUCCUUCGAUACUCUCGGGGUUCAAAGAAAGAUCAUUGCAAACACAUCACAGAGACUGAAGACGGAGAAAGAAUACGACAGUGACAAACCUCCAGGACUUCCGCCUAUCUCCGACUGUUCAGCUGAACACAGAGACCAAACGAGUCCUCAAGAAGAGACAUAAAAGACAAUAUUCACAUGUAGAUUUAUAGACAUAAAUAUGAAUAUAGACAUUUCUAGCCUUUAAGGUUACAUCUUUAUUAUCCUGGUGGAUGAUUUAUAUGUAAAUAGAGAAUAUAAGUAAAUAGUUUUCUGAAAAUACAAAUAUUUUACUGUCAUUGCAGUGAUAUUUUAGAUUAAUGAGAAUCUUGAAAUUGUAUUUUAGUGAAAAAUUUGACAUAAAACUGACAGUGAAGGAAACAGUGGCAGACGUGUAACUGAAAGUAGGACAAUGUAUAGAAAAUAAAGACUGUUUUAAAGAUGGGUUUAAUGAUACCAAUAAAAUAUGAUCAGUAAUUUGGAACAAAUGUUUGAACAUUGUGCUUUAAAAAAAUCAGUUUAUCCUUAAUUCAUAGUCGAACCUCAUGUUUUAUUUAUGAUUUUGUGAACAGAUACACUCCUGUUAAAACAUUUUGGGUCACUUAGAAAUGUCCUUAUUGUUGGAAGAAAAGCAUUUUUUUAAAUGAAGAUCACAUUAAAUGAAUGAUAAAUCCA